Ixodes scapularis (black-legged tick) is the source of this 762-nucleotide messenger RNA. RefSeq lists its product as uncharacterized. The record is from RefSeq and is a predicted model, not a curated record. The transcript is spliced from 4 exons. NCBI's taxonomy places the organism in Eukaryota, Metazoa, Arthropoda, Arachnida, Ixodida, Ixodidae. Bases 1 to 762 code for a protein of 253 amino acids.
AUGGGCUUCGACGGAGAGAGUGACACGACCACCGACAUGGAGGAGUCAGACAUCCGUUUCGAAGCCGAGUGCGGCACUAACCCAAACGAAGAUAUGGACGAGUCUGAUGAUCCUGGUGAACCUGACUCCACCUACGUGCUCUCUGCAAAAGAAAGCUUCAUGAGUGACCGUGAACAGGUGUCACUCCAGAAGGAGCGCAAAUUUAUUGUAUUUGAGGGUUGCCUCCUGGAGCUCGUCCAAGUGUGUCGCACCUGCCUUGCCCCUUGCCGCAACGCCAUCGUAGUCCAAGGCACUCAAGUGAGAAUAACGAGCACCUGUGCACAGAACCACGUGGAGCGGUGGUGGAGCCAACCUCAGGUGAGUGGCAAAGCAGCAGGCAAUAUCCUGAUUUGUGCGGAAAUUCUGUUUUCCGGAGCCCCUGUUGCGACUACCCUGCGGUUGCUCAAGUCCAUCAACGUCGCAACAGUCUCGGAGCGCACCUUCCGCUACUACCAGCAGGCUUACCUGCUGCCCGCUGUGAAGCAGGUUUACAAGCGGCACAACUCGGAGCUCCUAGAAGGACUCCAAGGAAAGACCGUCGACCUAGCUGGAGAUGGGCACUGCGACCCGCCGGCGUUCAGUGCAAAACAUUGGACUUACAGCUUCCACGAGGCGAGCACCAAGAAGGUCAUUCACAUUGAGCAGGUGCGAGUCGGUGAGGUAAGAUUUACUAACCAAAACAAAAAGCCUACUCUGCGUCACACACCCCUUUACUUAGAAUAA